UUUUCGUCUGUUAGUGACAUUUGUACACUUCUGCUGUUGAGAUAACAGCUAGAUAAACUGGACUUCCAACUACCUCUAGAACAAGCAAACUGAUUCAGCUUGGAAUUGCAGCUUUUAGAAGUUUUUAGAAAAACUGCCAGGUCCUAAACAUGGUAGUUCAGGAAUCAUCGUCUUCAUCCUCUUCAGGAAGUACACAUGAAUCUGAAACAGAUUCAGAACCUGGGCCUAAAGCUUCAGCCUCUAAAUUGGAACUCACUAUUAGCCCUCUCGCUGAAAUCUACCCCUCAGUGAAGACCAUACUGGACAAAAUUGAUGCUGCCCAGCUGGACAGAGCCAGGAAGGAGGUUUCUAAGCAACUGUUUGUAAUUCUGAACAAUGUGAACCGGGCAUGUAACCACUUCAAAGAGAAUGAAGGGAGGGACCCAGAGAUAGAAGAACAAUUCCUCCUCUCCAACACUUGGGCUGAGAGAAAACGGAGAGCACUUCUACUGGACAAAGUAGCCAUCUUGCUCAAAGCCAGCACAACUCAAGGAAAGGAUUUAAAGUUUGUUCUGGAGUCAUUGAAAGAAUGGGAUGAAAUGUUGUCAGAAGGCAAAGAACAAGUAGGAAACAUCUCCACUGCUCAGUGGGUCCAUGAUAUGGAGACCAAGCUGCUGACUUCCCUUGAUUACACAGAAGGUUGUAUCAUGAAGCUGAUUGAUCUUUGCACACCUCUUGUGGUAAAAAAAAGGAAAAAGAGAAGUAAAUCAAUUAUUCUCAAAACCGGCAUGUGGAGAGCAUGGCGGGAGAAAGUUGUCCAGAAACCUCAGGAAGCCCAGCCCUUAAGCCCUGAACAGAUGCUAGAAGAUGAAUCUGAAACUUUCGCCAGGACUUCUGAGCUCCUUACCAUGUUACAGGAAUUUGUAGCGUGCACCUUGUUCAACAAAGCUGAAGCUGUUGCCGUUAAAUAUAUAGUGACAAUGGUGGUCAAUCUCACCAAAGCCUUCAGCCUGCUAAAUAAACAAUGCCAUGGCCUGCAAGCAAAGUAUGAUAACUUAGCACUCCAGGAGUCCAGGAAGCAAGAAACUCAGUAUGUGAACCUUCAAAAGGAAGUACAGAUGCUUAAUGAGACAAAGGCAUCUCUGGAGGAUCACGUCCAAAGCAUUGAACACAAAUACAAGAUGCUUCUUGCAGCAAAUGAGGUAAUGCAAAAAGAACUGCACAAGUUGAAGGAAAAAGCAACUCUAAAGAUGGAACAAUCUUUAGGCGACAUAAAACUUGGGGCCAAGGCUUCUUCUGAAAGGAAAUCUCAAGAAGAAUGUGAUAAAGAUUUGAGUAGGAAAAAGGAUGGGAAGCUGUCAGCUGAAAAGCUGUCUUGGAAAUCCCAUGUAGACCCUGGUAAAUCCCCCAGUGGGAAAAGGGUAGCAGAUAAAAAGCAGCCUCAGAAACCAUUGGUAGAGAGAACAGAAGAUACCAGUAACACACAGAAUGCAAAACUUCUUGAUAAAAAGCCACCAAUGAAAGUCUCAGCAGAGAGAGGUAAAGACACCAGUGACAGACAGAAAGCCCUGGCAGAGAGUUCUCAAGACACUGUGGUUGAAUGGGAUUCAGUCGCCACAGUGGAAAAACAAGAGACUUCUGGAGACCUGAGUGGAGAACCGCAUGGGCAUCCUCUGGACAAUGAGCAGGCAGCAGCUGCUGGCAAAAGGGAUGUGAACCUCCUGGGUAAAAUUCAGGAAAUUGGUGAAGAUGUCACUGGUGAGUGCCAGGGGAUCCUGCCUGAUGAAUGUGGACUCCAGGCUGACAAAGAAACCGAAAGGCUCUCAUCCCCAACAGAGCCCCCAAGCCAAGGGGUCUCUAGGAAAGGAAAGCAGAAGAAAGAAAGCCUGCACACUGAGGAGACACAUACAGAAAUCCCUAAAAGCCCUAUCAGUGGAAGCAAGCUGGAUCCAUCCACUCCCCUGUAUGGGUUUAAUUCAGCUGUCCUGGCUUAUCUGGAACAAAAGAUAGAGAAGCUAUUGAGCUGUCCCCCUCCUGCACAGACACAAGCAGAGCGGAUGCUGCCCAAGGACCCAGAAGCCCAAAGGCUCUACAUGGUGUUGGAGAGGAAACUGGAAGAAUGCUUCUCAAAAAUGGAGAUGAAAUAUUUCAGCAUCUUAGAGGAACAGAAGCUUCCAAGGAGCUUGGUGCUACCUGAAGAGCAUGAUGAGGAGGCAAAGCCAUCCUCGGAGGGUUUGAGUGGCCCCAACGGUUCCUUUUUGGAGUCCAAAAUUCCUGUGAUCUCACAAUGGGGACUCCCUGUAGCACUAUGGAAGGAACCCAAUAUCGCCAUGCAAUUUCCAUUUCCUAAUCAAAAGCAGCAGGAGCAGUGGCAGAAGGAGACGCAGGAAUAUCAGAUGCAAUGGCAGUCACCACAGCCUCAGCAGCAGCAGCCAGAAAUAAAGGGGAAGGUGGAGCAGCUGCAUCAGGAGGACCAUCAGUGGGAGGCGCAGGAGCCACUGAAGGAAGGGCAGGAAGAGAAGCAAAAGCAGUGGAAGAAGCAGCUGGAGGAACAAGCUGAGGAGCAGAGGCUAAGGCAGCAGCAGCUGGAGGACGAGCAGCAGAGGCUACGUCAGCAAUGUCAGGAAGAGAAGCAGCAGCAGGAAAAGCAUGAGGAGCAGCAGAGGCUGUGGCAGCAGCAGCAGGACGAGCAUGAGGAGCAGCAGAGGCUGUGGCAGCAGCAGCAGGAGGAGCAUGAGGAGCAGCAGAGGCUGUGGCAGCAGCAGCAGGAGGAGCGGCAGAGGCUGGGGCAGCAGCAGGAGGCAGAGCAACAGCAACAGCGGGAGCAACAUGAGGAGCAACUGAAACUGUGGCGGCAGCAGGAGGAGGAGCAUGAGGAGCAACAGAGGCUGUGGCAGCAGCAACAGGAAGAGCAGCACGAGGAGCAGCUGAAACUGUGGCACCAAGAGGAGCAGGAGCAUAUGGAGCAGGCGAGACACUGGCAGCAGCAGGUGGAGGAGCACGAGGAGCUGUGGCAGCAGGAGCAGGAGGAGCAUGACCUUCAACUGAAGAAGUGGCUGCAGCGAGAAGUGAAGCAGCGCAAGCAAGCAAUAGCCUGGCAGCAGCAGAGGCAGGAGUAUGAGGAGCAGCGGCAGCUGUGGCAGCAGGAGCAGGAAGAACAUGACCUUCAGCUGAGGCAGUGGCAGGAGCAAGAGCUACAGCAAAAGCAGAUGCAGGAGGAGCAGGAGCAAUACCUGAUCCCAAGGUCUAAAUCCGUUCCCAAGAGCAGAGAGCCUGGGGCCCCCGAACACUUGACAAAACAGAUCCCAUUAAGGCCAAGGAGAGAGACUGCCAAGGAAGAGGUCCUACUGUACGGCCGUUUCCAGCCUUCUGCCCAGCAGAUGGUUCCCACACAGAGCAAAAUAUCCCUGCACUCUCAAGCUCAGUUCACUGAGGAAACCACCGUGGCUCAGAAGACCAAAGAGAAGAGCAGCAUGUCAGAGAAGCGGUACUGGGUGGAUGUGGAGGCACAGAGGGAGAACCUGGUGCUGCUGGGCCAGGCGACCCGAAAGUGUAGACUACCCCCACUCCUGCACAUGCAGGCAAAGUCGUUUAUCACUGAGACCCUGCACACGGAUGUUGAGAGGCUGGCUCUCCUCUUCCACAAAUACAUCUCCUUCUGCCACCUCCAGCAUGUCAGACAAACCUUAAUGUCCCGAUUGGAAGCUGCCAGAGCUGUCAAUGAUGGUGCUGAGGUCCGGAACUUGUACACAUACGUGGAGAGGGUGGACGCUUACCGGAAAAAGGUGCUGCAGUGCUGGGUGGCCAAGCAGAAAACAGCAGAACAGGCACGACGACACUGCCUUGGCAAGAUGAUUUCCUUGUUUGCCCAACUCCGCCUGAGCUCUGAACUCCAGCUCAACAGCCCAUCCCCUCUCCUGAUCAAAGCAGUGGAUGAAAUGAAAGAGUUCCAGUCCUCGGUCUGUGCCAGGUCCAAAUCCCCUGGCUAUCCAAGCCCCUUGGCAAGUAUGAAGAAAGUUGGAGCAUUUAUGCAUCCGCCUGGAGUCAGUGAGCAGGUUGGUGACCAGAUGGAGUCAGUAUGGAGGACUGAUGUCAUCUCUCACAGUUUCCCUAUUGUUCCAAAACCUCCUAUGUCAUUGCUCUGGUCUCAAGCUGGUGGUUUCCCAGAUAUCCCUAGAUUUCUGGAACUGGAUGUGAGCUCAGUUAGGAGCAAACCCCUUAGGACACUACAGACACAAGUCCAGAAUCUUCCCAGAUGGAAAACAUAUGGACACAAGUAAAAACGCAUGUAAAUAUAGGAUAAUCCAGCUGUAGUUUCAUACACAACAGAAAUGUAUGUAGAAAGCAAAUAAAGUAUAUUUCUG
Messenger RNA from Pelodiscus sinensis (Chinese soft-shelled turtle), 4343 nucleotides. Lineage: Eukaryota; Metazoa; Chordata; Testudines; Trionychidae. The record is from RefSeq and is a predicted model, not a curated record.